GGGGCCGGGGCUGGGCCCCGCUGGCUCCGCUCUGCUCCGCCGGCUCCUCGGCAGGGCAGCGUCCGCCGGCGGCUCGGGCCGGGAGGCGAAGGGCGGUCGCGGGACGGCGGGCAGCGCCCUUCGGCAGCAGAGGACAAAAUGGCCAAAAUGGAGGUCAAGACGUCACUUUUAGACGACAUGAUAGGGGUGGGAGAUAUGGUUCUUUUAGAGCCACUUAAUGAAGAUUCGUUCAUCAAUAACCUGAAGAAGCGCUUUGAUCACAAUGAAGUUUAUACGUACAUUGGCAGUGUGGUGAUAUCAAUUAACCCCUACAGAUCUCUACCCAUUUAUACUCCAGAGAAAGUGGAAGAAUACAGAAACCGAAACUUUUAUGAACUCAGUCCUCACAUCUUUGCUCUGGCUGAUGAAGCUUACAGGUCUUUAAGGGACCAGGACAAAGACCAAUGCAUCCUUAUUACAGGAGAGAGUGGAGCUGGGAAAACAGAGGCCAGCAAACUUGUUAUGUCAUAUGUAGCUGCUGUGUGUGGAAAAGGGGCAGAGGUUAAUCAAGUAAAAGAACAACUUUUGCAGUCAAAUCCAGUCCUUGAAGCUUUUGGAAAUGCCAAAACGGCGCGGAAUGACAACUCCUCUAGAUUUGGAAAAUACAUGGAUAUUGAGUUUGAUUUCAAAGGUGACCCACUUGGGGGAGUUAUAAGCAACUAUCUACUAGAGAAGUCUCGUGUUGUUAAGCAGCCCAGAGGUGAAAGAAACUUCCACAUUUUCUAUCAGAUCCUGUCUGGUGCAUCAGAAGAGUUUCUCUGCAAACUCAAACUGGAGAGGGACUUCAGCAGAUACAACUACCUGGGCCUUGAUUCUGCCAGAGUGAAUGGAGUGGAUGAUGCUUCAAACUUCAGAACAGUCAGGAAUGCAAUGCAGAUUGUUGGGUUUAUGGAUCAUGAAACACAGUCGGUUUUUGAAGUAGUGGCAGCCGUUCUGAAACUGGGAAAUAUCGAAUUUAAGCCUGAAUCUCGUGCGAAUGGCCUAGAUGAAAGUAAAAUCAAAGAUAAAAAUGAACUCAAGGAAAUCUGUGAGUUGACAGGUAUAGACCAGUCUGUGUUGGAGAGAGCUUUCAGCUUCCGGACGGUUGAGGCCAAACAAGAGAAAGUUUCAACAACACUAAAUGUGGCUCAGGCUUAUUAUGCCCGUGAUGCUCUGGCUAAGAAUUUAUACAGUCGCCUGUUCUCCUGGCUUGUUACCAGAAUCAAUGAGAGCAUUAAGGCACAAACAAAAGUGAGAAAGAAGGUGAUGGGAGUGCUGGACAUCUAUGGCUUUGAAAUUUUUGAGAAUGCAGACAACAGCUUUGAGCAAUUCAUUAUCAACUACUGUAAUGAGAAGUUGCAGCAGAUCUUCAUUGAACUUACCCUCAAAGAAGAGCAGGAGGAAUACAUCCGAGAGGGGAUUGAAUGGACUCAUAUCGAAUAUUUCAACAAUGCUAUCAUUUGUGACCUAAUAGAAAAUAACCAAACUGGAAUCCUGGCCAUGCUGGACGAAGAAUGUCUGAGACCAGGAACUGUUACCGAUGACACCUUUUUAGAAAAGCUGAACCAGGUCUGUGCCACUCACCAGCAUUUUGAGAGCAGGAUGAGCAAGUGCUCCCGGUUCCUCAAUGACACCUCCCUGCCUCACAGCUGCUUCAGGAUUCAGCACUAUGCUGGCAAGGUUAUGUACCAGGUGGAAGGAUUUGUUGACAAAAAUAAUGAUCUUCUGUACCGUGACCUCUCCCAGGCCAUGUGGAAGGCCAACCACUCCCUUAUCAAAGCAUUGUUCCCAGAAGGAAACCCUGCUAAGAUCAAUCUAAAGAGACCACCAACGGCAGGUUCACAGUUCAAGGCUUCAGUUGCUACCCUGAUGAAAAAUCUCCAGAAUAAAAAUCCAAACUAUAUCAGGUGCAUCAAGCCCAAUGAAAAAAAGGCUGCAGACAUUUUCAACGAGGCCCUGGUGUGCCACCAGAUCCGGUACCUCGGGCUCCUGGAGAACGUGCGGGUCAGGAGGGCGGGUUACGCCUUCCGGCAGGCCUACGAGCCCUGCCUGGAGAGGUACAAAAUGCUCUGCAGGCAGACAUGGCCCCACUGGAGAGGGCCGGCCAGGGCUGGAGUAGAGGUGCUGUUUAAUGAAUUGAGAAUCCCUGAAGAGGAAUUUUCAUUUGGCAGAUCAAAGAUAUUCAUCCGCAACCCAAGAACACUCUUCAAACUAGAAGACCUGAGGAAGCAGCGUUUGGAGGACUUGGCUACUCUGAUUGAAAAGAUUUACAGAGGCUGGAAGUGCCGUACCCGCUUCUUGUUAAUGAAAAGAUGCCAGAUUGUGAUUGCUUCCUGGUACAGGAGAUACGCACAACAAAAAAGAUACCAGAAGAUAAAGAGUUCGGCUAUUACAGUGCAGUCGUACAUCAGAGGGUGGAAGGCUCGGAAACUUCUUCGGGAACUCAAGCAUCUGAAGCGUUGUAAUGAGGCUGCCACAGUAAUUGCUGCUUAUUGGCAUGGUACCCAGGCACGAAGGGAACUGAGACGACUGAAAGACGAGGCUAGAAAUAAACAUGCUAUUGCUGUUAUUUGGGCUUUCUGGCUUGGAUAUAAGGCUCGGAGGGAGUUGAAACGCUUGAAGGAGGAGGCUAGGCGUAAGCAUGCUGUGGCAGUCAUUUGGGCUUACUGGCUUGGACUGAAGGUCCGUAGAGAAUACAGGAAAUUCUUCAGAGCCAAUGCUGGAAGAAAAAUUUAUGAAUUUACCCUUCAGAGAAUUAUGCAAAAAUACUUCUUGGAAAUGAAGAAUAAGAUGCCUUCUUUAUCACCAAUAGAUAAAACCUGGCCAGCGAGGCCUUACCUUUUCUUGGAUUCAACUCACAAAGAACUAAAGAGGAUUUUCCAUUUGUGGAGGUGUAAAAAGUACAGAGAUCAGUUCACAGAUCAGCAGAAGCUUAUAUAUGAAGAAAAACUGGAAGCAAGUGAACUUUUCAAGGACAAGAAGGCUUUAUAUCCAGCCAGUGUUGGGCAGCCAUUCCAAGGGGCUUACUUGGAGAUCAGUGAGAACCCCAAGUACAAAAAACUCACAGAUGCCGUGGAUGAAAAGAUCAUUAUUGCAGAAGUUGUGAAUAAGAUCAAUAGAGCCAAUGGGAAGGCUGCGUCCAGGAUUUUCUUACUAACCAAAAAUAAUGUUCUUCUUGCGGACCAAAAAUCUGGGACUAUCAAGUCAGAGGUUCCAUUGGGAGACGUUACCAAGGUGUCCAUGAGCUCCCAAAAUGAUGGAUUCUUUGCAGUGCACCUCAAGGAGGGUUCAGAAGCUGCCAGUAAAGGAGAUUUCCUGCUCAGCAGCAAUCACCUUAUUGAAAUGGCCACUAAACUUUACCGCACUACUCUCAGCCAAACCAAACAGAAGCUCAACAUUGAGAUAUCUGAUGAGUUCCUGGUCCAGUUCAAACACGAAAAAGUGUGUGUGAAGUUCAUACAAGGCAGCCAGAAAAACGGCAACAUCCCAACUUGCAAGCGAAAAAACAAUCGGCUUCUUGAAGUGGCUGUCCCUUAACUGCAGCUGGUGACUCUCCCUUUCAUGGACUUGUUUCUUUGUAAUAGUGCAAUUUUAGUUGUUUGGUUUUGCUAUUUUUAUCCCUUUCUGGAGCUGUUGAUGGCUAAAUAGCUUUAGAAACCCUUGGCAAAACAUUUGAUCGAUCAACUUUGAAAUCUUUUUGUCCAUGCCAGAGUUUUAACCCUCGAAUCGCAGACUUUUAUCCAGUGAGGCAUUUUUACCAGCUGGCACAUAUCUGUCAUACAACAAAUCAUUCUCUUUGUUUAGCAGCCGUAUUUUAGUGCAGCAUAGCAUAAACCCACAUAUUAAUGAUGAAGUACUCAUAUUCCUUAGUGUAGAGAUCCACUUAACCGGAAUGACACGUGGCCUUGAUGCUGGGUGGCCGUUUGUGCCCGGUGUCCUUUUAUCCCGACCUGUCCAGAGGGCUGACAGAGGCUCCUCAGGUCCCACCCCUGUGCAGACCAGUGGAGCAGAGGCUGAUACAACAACUCCUGUAGCUCACACUAGGACAUAUGUAACUCAACCUUCCCAUCAAUGCAGCACAGAAACAUCUAAUCCUGCAAAAUAGGAGGAAUAGAUGAUUACACAAGCAGCUACACCCAUCAUUUUAUAGAAAAACAUGUGGAAAUUUCGAAACAGCAUUUUUAAUUAGGUCAGAUGUUUUUAAUGACUUUAUAAAGUAGAAUUCAGCAGAAUUAAAGAAGCUUUUUCUUUUUUUCACAAAAGCUAUAAAGUUCAAGGCAUAUUUUCUGUUCUGCUUUUUUUCUUUUAAAUUAUCAUUUAAGAUUAGAGCCUGAAAAAUGCAAUAGUAUUCAUAACACAAGUAAAUGCUAGUUAUUUAAACAGCUAGUUAUCAAGUGAAAGGUUUGAGCCUUUCUUUUAAAUAUUGGCAUGUACAAUGUGCAAUAAAACAUACGUGACAUUUUGUGAGAAUUAUUUAUAAUACACUUUUGUGUGGAAGAGAGAGGAUUGGUGCAGACUGCAUAGACAAUGUAAGGGUUAAAAUAGAUCUGUUUUGUUAAUUUGCAGUUUUUAGAGUGUACACUACAGUUGUCAAUUUGGGAAGAAUACUUAGAAUUAAAAAAAGAAAAAAUCCUUAAUUUGGGGGUCUGUAUAUAAAUUGGUAUUAUGGUAAUAAAACUGUUCUAAUUCUGUGCUGUUUGGUACUCCUAUGUUAUAACCAUAUUUUUGUACUCCAAACUAUUUUAUAUAACUCGUGUGCCUGAUGUAAAUGCGUGCACAGAAAAUGCAAUCAAGAGCCGCAUUAUAAAUCUUCAGUGUAACUGAUUGCACUUAAUCUUUUAUAAGCCACAAGCAUUAGCUGAAAUCCUUGAGAGGAGAGAUGCUUUGCCAGAAGGAAGGAACUGCUCAUGUGAAGGGUUUGUGGGAUGUGACUGUGUGAUUUGUUGAUGUGAAGACAGCGGAGAAAGCGCGUUGUAUUUUUGCAGUCUGAUAUAGGACAGAUUAAGGCCCUGGCUAUCUGAUGUGCAGUGCUGGAAGUCUGAGCAUAAAUAAAAGAAAGAUAAAGAAAAGUUCAGAGUCUCCUUCCUGUCCCGGUGGGGAUGUGAUGUAGCGCUCACGGCUGUGAAGGCUCCUCUGGGUAGUUCAACGUUAAAACAGUGUUCACUGCAAUAGGUGUUCAAGUGCUAGUGGUUAUUAGUCUGAACAAUACAACUGGUUUGGGUUACACCACACUCUGCUUUGGGAUUAAAUGGUUUUUCUAUGAUUUGGACACAAAACAAUUGUUUUUACAGGCUGCUUCAAUGUUGCUGCUAAAAGUCCAUACAUGCGACCUUGAAAGGUGGGACUAAUCAGAAGAUCUAUUUCCCAAACUGACACAAAGGUGCCUCUUCCUCAUAAUUGUAGUUCAAACCCUUCUUCAAAUAAAUGAGUCAGGUUAAUAGUUUAAUAAAAUUUAAAUAAUUUUACAUGUAUUGUAAUUAUAGAUGCUUGUGAAGGAAAUUUUAGGAUAGAUUUGUGAUGCAAAAUUAUGAUACUUGAAAGGAAUUGUUCCAUUGCCUUAAGAAGACAGCACAUAAUAAUAACAAUGUGGCAUUUAAAACUCCUAAAUCCCGUAUUAGAAUUUCUGCUCGGGAAAGAUUGGAGAGUUUGUAAAACUGUUCACUGUCUUGGAAACCUUUACAGUAAGAACCACACACAGCAAAUUCUGAAAAUUAAUACAAAAGUAAGAAAAACAAACAUUUGAAAUCUGGUGUAAUUCUGUAGUUGUUUGUAGGUAAGAAAUGGGAGAGUUUAGAUUAAGAACAUCUUGAUAUUUGGCCCAUGAAACUAGGGUAUUACAGGAUGGUGUUAGGAUAUUUGUCCCAUCCCAGCCAGGUCCAGUACACAUCCCUUCUAGUUUUUGAUCUUUGCAGCAAGUCUUAAUAGCCAUACCUGCAAAAGACUGGAAGAGGGACAAACUCCUCACCUUGGUUUCUCUUGUUUCCUUUCUUUUUUGGGACUUCUGCAAUUUUUACCUUACAUAUUAGCUGGUACUUUGUGACAAUUACCUUUUGACUCUUGAAUACUUCUCAAUGGACAGAGCAAGUUUUGCAGAACAUGAAUUAUUAGAUAUACUAGCAGAACCAUGGCAUCUUGAUGUUUAGAUUUAAGUAUCUAGGAUGUUGAAAAUAAAAAUGCAAGGUCAUCUAGCCACCUGGACUUUUUUUUUUCUUUUCCUCUGUUUUCUUUUAUAACUGUCUAUCAAAUGGAGUUGUAAAGAGAAGAGUAUUCCUCCCAUGGUGCUAACCUUACUUUUGCAUCCUUUUACUUUGUAAAUGCUAUUCUUUCAUCUCAAAGCUGGGCAAGGAUCAUUAAGAAAAAAACUUGUUGCAUGAUGCUUUCUAGAAUCAAAUAAAAUUCUGUUUCUAUACCUA
Corvus hawaiiensis (hawaiian crow) is the source of this 6431-nucleotide messenger RNA. RefSeq names its product myosin IB (gene MYO1B). Gene Ontology annotation, biological process: actin filament organization; vesicle transport along actin filament. The transcript has 32 exons. The record is from RefSeq and is a predicted model, not a curated record. Gene Ontology annotation, cellular component: myosin complex; cytoplasm; plasma membrane. Gene Ontology annotation, molecular function: ATP binding; actin filament binding; microfilament motor activity. Bases 139 to 3555 code for a protein of 1138 amino acids. NCBI's taxonomy places the organism in Eukaryota, Metazoa, Chordata, Aves, Passeriformes, Corvidae.